Messenger RNA from Sebastes umbrosus (honeycomb rockfish), 1582 nucleotides. RefSeq names its product transcription factor 7-like 1. The transcript has 8 exons. Gene Ontology annotation, cellular component: beta-catenin-TCF complex. Gene Ontology annotation, molecular function: RNA polymerase II cis-regulatory region sequence-specific DNA binding; DNA-binding transcription factor activity, RNA polymerase II-specific. The record is from RefSeq and is a predicted model, not a curated record. The coding region runs from base 158 to 1372 and encodes 404 amino acids. Lineage: Eukaryota; Metazoa; Chordata; Actinopteri; Perciformes; Sebastidae. Gene Ontology annotation, biological process: canonical Wnt signaling pathway; regulation of transcription by RNA polymerase II.
ACAUCUCAUUGUCUCGAGGAGAAGUGAAGAUAUUUCUGAACAAUUUCGAAAAUCACAGAUAUAGCAAGCAGUCAUUAAACGCAUCAGGAUACCAGUAACUUUCAGAUAGAGUCUGUCAUUCUUCUGGAGUUGAAACUGUAAGGAGGCCGGACACAAGAUGUCUGACACCGACACGUGUGUAGAUGUGAUGCACUUCCUGGAAGAGCUGGACGACAUCGAUCUGCUUUCCACUCUCCAAAAUGUGUUACACGAUGUGAUGGGCCCGCUCAACCCAUCAAAUCUGCCUCCGCCUCCUGUUGUCGUUCCUGACCUCAACAUCCGCCCUCAGAUUGAUCAAAAUCUGAGUGGAUAUGGAUAUGGUGGGUGCACCCCCCUGGGAGCAGCUCCGCACAGCGUUGAGCCUCCAAGUACCCUGUACAGUACGGCAGGUGCUUACAAUCAGGGACAACAAUGCUAUGUCCACCCUCAGAUGAAUCAAAAUCUGAGAGGAGGAUAUGGUGGGUGCACCGCCCUGGGAGCAGCUCCAAUGAGCAUUGGACAUGCUGCUCCCAUCCCGUACCAAGGACCUCAGUAUGCCAUGCAGCCAGGUCCUCCGUACAGGCAGGCAGGCGCUUAUAGCCAGGGACAGAACCUGCCAUACAGGCCAUACGUCCCGAGUGCAGCAGCCACCCCCUACGCUGCUCCUCCGCUGAACCAGCGCAUGCGUCCUCUUGGAGUGCUGAAUGGAGAGGUGAUUUACGGGUUUCCAGUCAAUUUUCCCGCCACUUCUACCUCUGCUGCUCCACCUCGGCCUCCACCACCGAGCACCUUCACAUCAAAUAAGAGAAAGCGUGAAGACGGGCAUGAUGGUCGGUCAUACGUGAAAAAGCCGCCAAAUGCCUUCAUGCUUUACAUGAAGGAGCAGAGGCCAAUUUAUGCGGCCGUAAUGAAACUCACUGGGACUGCAGGGGUUAACAAGAUCCUUGGAGAUAAAUGGAAGUCGCUGUCCAAUGAGGAGCAGGCGAAAUACUUCCAAGUGGCAGACCGAGAAAGACGGCUCCACGCCCUGCAGCACCCGGACUGGUCAUCCAGUAACAAUUACGGCCAAAAGAGGAAGAGGGAAAGGAGCAAGGCCUCCAAAAUGACUGAAGCAUCUGCAUCGACAUCUGGAGAGGUCACAUCGCAAGCGAAGACGAUGUGUGUGAAGCUAGGUUAUAUAAGUGUGACAGUGGCUUCUCACACACAGUCAAACGUGAUGCGGCCCUCCACCUCAACGACAGAUGUGACAGUGGCUUCUCACGCACAGUCAAACGUUAUGGAGCCUCAAUGGAGUCCAACGUCAUGGCUGGGGACAGAGAUUUAUCAACGCUGGCGAAUGUUCGAGCUGCUUUAGAUGAUUCCUGUCCCCACGCCACAGACUCAGCUGCCCAUCUCUGAAGCAGUUGAAAGUCAAACAACUGAGCCCGACUACUUUGCCUGGCUGGAAGACUCAAUGGUGGGAGAUUUUCCUCAUCCGAAUCGAGGGUCUAAAUACAGAGAAUGUCGUAUGCUGACUAUGUUUUGUGGUAUUUCAAUAUACAGCAAAUAAAACAAAGAAAACAAA